AGAAAAAUUGAUGCAUUAUAAUAAGCAAUCCUAAAAAGGGACUAAUAGAAAUUGUAUGUUGAAUAAAUUUAUUAUUUCAUAAAGGUAAUGUGGGAAACUAAUAGCAUUGUGAGUUAAUGAUAAGAUCCUUAUUUGAUCUUGGGAAAGCGUGGAUUUUGAAGAUUUAAAAUAUUAGAGAAUGAUUUCAGCCUAACAAUACUUUUAAAACACAAAAAAAAGGAUGACAGAAUAGAUUACUUUAAUAAUCUUUUAAGCUCAAGAAUAUAUUUAAUAAUAUGUGUUUAGAAAAGAAGUAAUUGAAAAAAUCAAUAAUUAAACUUUGUAGUUAACAUUUUUAUAAUCAAGUGAUCUUUGCUAUAUUAAGUUGAAAGAAAUGAAAAAAGUGAUUAGUGAUUACAAGAUUUAAUUACAAUAAAUAAAUGUGAAGGAACAAAUAAAUUUAGACAUUCGAGUUGCUAUAAGUAGAAUAGAAAUAAAGUUAAUGAUUUGA
This is a messenger RNA of Paramecium octaurelia, 490 nucleotides long. Lineage: Eukaryota; Ciliophora; Oligohymenophorea; Peniculida; Parameciidae. The record is from the annotation of a GenBank genome assembly.